This is a messenger RNA of Octopus bimaculoides (California two-spot octopus), 526 nucleotides long. Its product is annotated as large ribosomal subunit protein P1. Lineage: Eukaryota; Metazoa; Mollusca; Cephalopoda; Octopoda; Octopodidae. Gene Ontology annotation, biological process: translational elongation; cytoplasmic translation. The record is from RefSeq and is a predicted model, not a curated record. Gene Ontology annotation, molecular function: ribonucleoprotein complex binding; structural constituent of ribosome; protein kinase activator activity. Gene Ontology annotation, cellular component: ribosome; cytosolic large ribosomal subunit.
GUGUGUCGUUCUCUUUCCGGUCUUGCGUUCAUUAGAAGUGUAUCGUUCUCAACGAGCUAAGGCCAGAAUCCAGGCGACGUACACCAUUCUAAUUCAUCAUCAAUCAAAGCUAUUUACAUAAAAACACAAUGGCAUCAAAUAACGAGCUUGCAUGCGUUUAUGCUGCAUUAAUUCUCGCUGAUGAUCAAGUUACAGUCACUGCUGACAAAAUCAAUACGAUCUUAAAAGCAGCAAAUGUAUCAGUUGAACCUUACUGGCCAUCUCUGUUUGCUCGUGCUUUGGAUGGUGUGGACAUCAAGGCGAUGCUUUCCAAUAUAGGCAGCAUGGCAGCUGCACCAGCUGGUGGAGCACCAGCUGGUGGUGCUGCACCUGCUGGUGACGCAGCUGCUGCUCCUGCCAAAGAAGAAAAGAAAGAGGAGAAGAAAGAAGAAUCAGAGGAGUCAGAUGAUGACAUGGGCUUUGGUUUGUUUGACUGAGGAGCUUUGCAAGAGAUUAAUGAGGUGUAAAUAAAUGCUCUGCUCAAUCA